GAGUGCGCCGCCGCCGCCGAGCGCUCGCCGCUCCUCUGCGCUCCUGCAGGCUGCGCUUUCCCUGCUGCCCCAGGCGGCGCCCGGCGUCCGGCCGGAGCGCAGGCGGCACACCCGGCCGGGCUCGGGCGGUGGCGGCGUGAAGCCGAGCGCGUGUCCCGACAGUGGAGGGCGCCGCGGAGGCCGGGAGCCGAGGCGCGGUCCGUUCCCGAGCGCACCCAGUUUCUGCGGAUCAGGAGCUAGACCACGGCACCUUCCCUUCCUCCCAGCUCUGCCUCCUUCUGCAGAACGGAGCUGGACAGAACUUUGUUUUGCCUUUUACUUUGCGGGGAGAGAAGCAGACGAUGAGGAGGAAAUAAUGAAUGUCAAAGGAAAACUGGUUCUGUCAAUGCUGAUUAUCUCAACUGUAAUUGUGGUGUUUUGGGAAUAUAUCAACAGAAGCCCAGAACUCGGUGACGGCGGCAGCCCGCAGGGCUGGUGGUUUCCGAGCUGGUUUAACAACAGGACCCACGCUUACCGAGAGGAAGAAGAAGACACAAACAAAGAGAAGGAAGACGAAGAGCUUCAGCUGUCAGACUGGUUUAAUCCACAGAAACGGCCGGAGGUGCUGACAGUGACCGGAUGGAAGGCACCAAUUGUGUGGGAAGGCACUUACGACAGAGCCAUCUUGGAAAAUUACUAUGGCAGACAGAAAAUUACUGUGGGUUUGACGGUUUUUGCUAUCGGAAGGUACAUUGAGCAUUACCUGGAGGAGUUCUUAACAUCUGCCAAUAGGCACUUCAUGAUUGGCCACAGAGUCAUAUUUUACAUCAUGAUGGACGAUGUCUCCAGGCUGCCUUUGAUAGAGCUGGGUCCCCUGCGUUCCUUCAAAGUGUUCGAGGUCAAGCCUGAGAAGAGGUGGCAAGACAUCAGCAUGAUGCGCAUGAAGACCAUCGCGGAGCACAUCACGGCCCACAUCCAGCACGAGGUCGACUUCCUCUUCUGCAUGGACGUGGACCAGGUCUUCCAAGACACCUUUGGGGUAGAGACCCUUGGCCAGUCAGUGGCGCAGCUACAGGCCUGGUUUUAUAAGGCAGAUCCUAUUGAUUUUACUUACGAGAGGCGGAUGGAGUCCUCAGCAUUCAUUCCGUACGGCCAGGGGGAUUUUUAUUACCACGCAGCCAUUUUUGGAGGAACACCCAUUCAGGUCCUAAACAUCACCCAGGAGUGCUUCAAGGGCAUCCUCCAGGACAAGAAAAAUGACAUAGAAGCCAAGUGGCAUGAUGAAAGCCACCUAAACAAGUAUUUCCUUCUUAACAAACCAACUAAAAUCUUAUCCCCAGAAUAUUGCUGGGAUUAUCAUAUAGGCCUACCUUCAGAUAUUAAGACUGUCAAGAUAUCUUGGCAGACAAAAGAAUAUAAUUUGGUUAGAAAUAAUAUCUGACUUUAAAUUGUGCCAAUAGAUUUCUGAAUUUGGGAGAGUAUUCUGGCUACUUCCUCUGAAAAGUAACAUAAUUUUAACUUUAAACAAUACUAACAAGACACCAACCCAGCAAGUACAUACUAUUCCUCCUUGUAACUUUGAGCUUUGUAUUAUGGGAGAAUCAGAUGUAAAUUCUGAAUGAUUUCUUACCUAUUCUGGGUUUGGGAGAAAUACUAUCAGUCAAAUAAAAAAAAUUGUCAUAGGCGAAGAAAAAGCCAGAAGCGUUCUACACGCACCAGAUAAUGGACUGUAGAAAAGGGUGCUGACUCUGGAGCAACACGGGUUGCUUUGCAGCAGGGGAGCUGGACGUGAGGACGCCGUCCACGUGGCAGUCCUCAGAUGGUUUCAUAGCAGGCGGCUUCAGGCCAUGUGUAGUCCUUUCCUUUUCUCAGGAUAUCUGGCUUCUGUGGAAAAGACUGGUUGAGACUCCCAGUGGAUAGCACGGUGGUGAGUUUUGGAGUCCCAGAGAAUGUGAAGAAAGUGAACACAAAGCGUCAAAGUGAGUUUGCUGUGAAACAGCGGAGAGAGGGUGGGAAGAGAGGGAGGCUGAUUACGGCUGGGCAGUGCCACCUCAGAGGAGCACGGGACACGGGUUGGCACUUAAAUGCAGCACGCGUGGGCCCAGGCGCUGAACGGGAGGGGCGACGUGGAUGGUCUGCAGCCUCCCCCACCCCAUGACAACUAGAGCAGAGAGGACCUGCACGGAAGAUGCUUCUGGUUUUGCCCAGGUCAUGUUCCGUCUGCCAGAUUCUGUAGCUCGUACCUUCAGGUUCUCGGCCAGAAGACAUGGACAGUGUCAGAGAAGACAAAGGCCCGCAGUGGACUGAAGAGGCUGGUGAGGAGUUACAUUUUCCCACACUCGGGCCUCAUGACCAUCAGUCAUCAGCAAGUCCUGCUGCCACUUGCCCUGACCUUCAGGGUCCCUCAGCCUAUCGUGCCCCACCUGGAGGGCUACCAGCAGGAGUGGACUGGAGGAGAAGCCCUCCCAUCGAGCAACCUCAUUUUCCCCUGAGCCGCUGAGGUGCAACAACAGCUAGACACAUUUCAUAAAAUGGUUCAUUGAUUUUGUAUCAAAAGCAGAGACCCAUUCCUCAUGACUGAACAGCUUACCAUUCAAUUCCCUUCUCUAAGAGAAGUUAUGAAAUCCUACAUGUUAUUUAAAGUAAUGCAAUCCAGUGUAAAGGAAGUUAGGAAGCAACAUUUACAUAUUUAUAAUUUUCUUGUGUUCCAGUUUAAGUCAUCUGUUCCCAUUUGUAAGCGGUUUAUUUAAACAGCCAUUGCCUUGAUGUCCACCACGAAGGGCUUCUCGGAUACAGAAAACCGGCGUUUCGUCUGCCAUUGCACUGCGCCUCCUCCUCUUCGCUUCUUGCCAAACAAUAUCACAAUCAGCAAAACACAACGAACCGACCAAAAACCCGGGAAUGGGCUUUGUAAAAGAAAAAGGAAAUCCCAUGUCACUUAGGACUUCUGUUUCUCUUUAUCUCCAGUUUUCCGGAAUACAUUCUGGAGUAGGGAAAUGGUUUCAAUCCUGAACCAAAGAAAUGAUCUAUCCUGAGUGAUUAAAUAGAUGUUUACUUUUGA
Molecule: messenger RNA, 3040 nt
Organism: Phyllostomus discolor (pale spear-nosed bat)
Lineage: Eukaryota; Metazoa; Chordata; Mammalia; Chiroptera; Phyllostomidae
Product: N-acetyllactosaminide alpha-1,3-galactosyltransferase
Exons: 7
Coding region: 356-1420 (354 amino acids)
Biological process (GO): carbohydrate metabolic process
Cellular component (GO): Golgi apparatus; membrane; vesicle
Molecular function (GO): hexosyltransferase activity
Source: RefSeq, a predicted model, not a curated record